This is a messenger RNA of Sinocyclocheilus grahami, 2323 nucleotides long. RefSeq names its product gelsolin-like. Gene Ontology annotation, biological process: barbed-end actin filament capping; actin polymerization or depolymerization; actin filament severing. Gene Ontology annotation, molecular function: actin filament binding; phosphatidylinositol-4,5-bisphosphate binding. The record is from RefSeq and is a predicted model, not a curated record. Lineage: Eukaryota; Metazoa; Chordata; Actinopteri; Cypriniformes; Cyprinidae. The transcript has 17 exons. Gene Ontology annotation, cellular component: actin cytoskeleton; cytoplasm. Bases 160 to 2322 code for a protein of 720 amino acids.
CAUUGGCUGAGGACUCGCAUCUGCCUCUUCCCUGAAAAAACGGCAGAUCAUUUAAAGUCGGUUCGCAUCGUUUGAAACUUGUGAAACUGAGUCUGGACUAAACCAGGAGCAGCUUCUCAAACCAGAGUCUUCAUCGCCCUCAGUGACCAGGAAGGAAUCAUGGUUUUCCAUAAGGAGUUCCAGAAUGCAGGCAAGGAGCCUGGUCUGCAGAUUUGGAGGAUAGAGAAGAUGGAUCUGAAACCUGUCCCCAAACAGCUCCAAGGAAACUUCUUCACUGGAGAUGCCUAUGUUGUCCUUUACACCACUUCUGCUCCAUCUUACAAUGUCCACAUGUGGUUGGGUAAUGAGUGCUCUCAGGAUGAAGGUGGAGCUGCUGCCAUCUUUGCUAUGCAGCUGGAUGAUCAUCUGGGUGGAGCACCAGUCCAGUACCGUGAGGUUCAGAACAAUGAAUCUGUCACCUUCCUUGGCUACUUUAAAACUGGAAUUAAGUACAAGCAAGGUGGUGUGGCCUCUGGGUUCCAGCAUGUAGUGACUAAUGACAUGAAUGUGAAGCGUCUGCUUCACAUUAAGGGAAGACGUGCCAUUCGUGCCACAGAAGUGAAUAUGUCUUGGGCCAGCUUCAAUCGCGGAGACUGCUUCAUCGUUGAUCUCGGCAAGGACAUCUACCAAUGGUGUGGGAGUGAGUGCAACCGUUUUGAGCGGUUGAAAGCCUCUGAGGUGGCUAUUGGCAUUCGUGAUAAUGAGAGAAAUGGGCGUGCCAGUCUGGAAAUGGUUGAGGAUGGUGCUGAGCCACAGGCUGUCCUCGCUGCUCUUGGGCCCAAGCCCAACAUCCCAGCAGGAAGUCCUGACGAUGAGACGACUGAUAGAAGCAAUCAGAAAAAGGGCACACUCUACAUGGUAUCUGAUGCUGCAGGCUCUAUGAAGACAUCUCUGGUGGCCCAGAGUAGCCCUUUCAAACAAGAAAUGCUCACUCCCACUGAGUGCUACAUCCUGGACAAUGGAGUGGACAGCAAGAUCUUUCUUUGGAAAGGACCAAAUGCAAACACUGAAGAACGUAAGGCAGCCAUGAAGGUAGCUGAGCAGUUUAUAAAAGACAAAAACUACCCCAAAAACACACAGAUCCAGGUUAUGCCUGCCGGAGGCGAGACCACACUGUUCAAGCAGUUCUUCAGUAACUGGAAGGAUAAGGAUCAAACCACAGGUCCAGGCCAGGCCUACAGCAUUGGCCGCAUUGCCAAAGUUUCACAGGUUCCCUUUGAUGCCUCCAGUUUGCACUCCAACAAAACAAUGGCUGCCCAGCAUGGAAUGGUGGAUGACGGAUCUGGCAAGGUCCAGAUAUGGCGCGUAGAGGGUGGGGAUAAAGUUCCUGUGGACCCUUCCAGCUAUGGGCAGUUCUAUGGAGGAGACUGUUACUUGAUUCUCUACACCUAUCGCCAGGGAAGCAGAGAACAACACAUUAUCUACACCUGGCAAGGACUAAAGUGUACACAAGAUGAGCUGGCUGCUUCAGCUUUUCUAACAGUCAAGCUGGAUGAUUCCAUGGGAGGUUCGCCUGUCCAGGUACGUGUCACUCAAGGCCAGGAGCCAGCUCAUUUGAUGAGUCUGUUCAAGGGGAAACCCAUGAUCAUCCACAUCGGUGGGACUUCACGUAAAGGUGGUCAGAGUCAGACUGGCAGUACGCGCCUCUUCCAUAUCCGCCAGAGCUCCACCUGUGCAACACGCGCUGUGGAGGUGGAACCCACUGCAUCUCAACUGAACACUAAUGAUGUGUUUGUGCUGAAGAGUCCUGGCGGCCUGUUUAAGUGGAAAGGAGUGGCCGCUUCAGAGGAAGAAAUGGCUGCUGCUAAAUACGCCUGCAGCUUCCUUGGAGGCAGUGCAACAGAAAUUUCAGAGGGCAAAGAGCCGGCUGGGUUUUGGUCAGCUUUGGGUGGAAAGAAGGACUAUCAAACCUCUAAAAGUCUGCAGAAGACUGUUAAACCUCCACGUCUCUUUGGAUGCUCCAACAAGACUGGACGUCUAAUCGCUGAGGAAGUGCCUGGAGAUUUCACUCAGUCUGAUUUGGCCACUGAUGAUGUCAUGCUUCUGGAUACCUGGGAACAGGUCUUUGUUUGGAUUGGUAAUGACGCCAACGAGGUAGAGCGGAAUGGAGCAGAUAAAAUAGCCAAAGAUUAUGUGGAUUCUGACCCCUCUGGACGCCGUGGCACCCCGGUCAUCACUAUAAAGCAAGGCUUUGAGCCCCCAACCUUCACUGGCUGGUUCCAGGCUUGGGACGCGAAGAUGUGGGACACAGACCCACUGGAUCGCAUCCGUGCUCGUUUCUAAA